Ustilago hordei is the source of this 4428-nucleotide messenger RNA. RefSeq lists its product as uncharacterized. Bases 1 to 4428 code for a protein of 1475 amino acids. Lineage: Eukaryota; Fungi; Basidiomycota; Ustilaginomycetes; Ustilaginales; Ustilaginaceae. Gene Ontology annotation, biological process: endoplasmic reticulum to Golgi vesicle-mediated transport; GPI anchor metabolic process. The transcript has a single exon. Gene Ontology annotation, molecular function: phosphatidylinositol deacylase activity. The record is from RefSeq and is a predicted model, not a curated record. Gene Ontology annotation, cellular component: endoplasmic reticulum.
AUGGCGACAGGGGGUUCCUCAACACGCUCAUCACGGCUAUCAUGGCUUCCUUGGCUCUUACUCGCGAUAUCAGCGACGCUCGUCACAUACUCAGUCGACUCCUUUCUACGCUUGCCGCAGCAGCUCGCCAUCUCACAACAAUGUCGCAUGUCACGGAUGAGGCCGGCCUACAUCGACCACACAGCCAACCUUGAGUCCUUCUCACCAUCAGGGCUUUGGCGCAAGUAUCGCCUCUACCUAUAUCGCGAGCGCGACUUCGAGCCAAUGGACCUUCCCACUGGUAGUCCGGCUCUCUUCGUACCCGGAAAUGCAGGAUCCUACGGUCAAGUGCGCAGCGUCGCUUCGAGCGCCUCCAGACAAUUCUACGUAGAGAAUGGCUCAGGCGCACGGCGCCAAGAGUGGAAGGAUGCUCCACCUGGAGUUGCGCACACAGACUGGUAUACUAUAGACUUCAACGAGGACUUUUCGGCUUUCAGCGGUUCCACCUUGAUCGAACAGGCCACCUUCAUCAACGAGAUCAUCGCCUACCUUACUGAUCGAUACGCUUCACCGGCUACCCGUGGCUAUGCAGCAGGAGAGCGCAAUACAACUGUACCCAUUCUGGCUCACAGCAUGGGUGGUAUUGCUGCUCGACUCACACAACACUUGCCGAACCACCCUCGAGGCCGCGUCGAUACUAUCGUUACCCUCAGCACACCACAUGCUUACCCGCCAGUACCUUUCGAUAGGAGCCUCGAGUAUGUCUAUUCGCUCAUCAAUCAGCCCGUCCAGCCAUUCAACGGCACACAAAGUCAAGUACCGCCAUUACUCGUCUCCAUCGCAGGGGGUCUUCUAGACACACAGCUUCCUUCGGAUCCUUCAUCGCUUAGUCUUGCCCGCAUCGGCGAGUCAGUCGCACCUUCACGCAUAUCGACCUUCACAACCUCGCUCCCCUCCCUGUGGUCAUCAGUCGACCAUCUUGCAGUCAUGUGGUGCGAUCAACUUCGCGAAAAGAUCGCCCGAGGCUUCCUACUAGACAUGAUGGCCUUUGGAAGAGUCUAUAGCGAGCGUAAUGAGGGUGGCGUCAGUGGCAAAUCGAGCAUUCUCCGCCGGCGUCGCGAGCUUUGGAGACGAGCUCUCAGCCUAUUCGAUGUCACAGAUGGCGGCAAUGGCGAAUUAGGACCUUUGGAGCUCGGCCCAUCUGCAGAUUGGCUACGUGACCAAGAUCGUGAUACAUUCGUUGUCGAGCGAGAGUCGCCAACAGUUCAGAGACAGCUGACGGGUCCCGAUUCGGCUCUGACGGUCGAUGAUCGCAACUACGUUUUCCGUGUGCCGGCCCAACUAGGCGAAGGUGACCAAGAUUCGCAUGCGUUCGAGCUGCUCACCAACCUUUGUGUUGGAUGGAACCCUUCCUCUGGUAUGGGUCCGCCCAUUCCGCAGCCCAUCGAGCUUGUCGUCCAGACAUGUACCAACAAUCCCGACUCUUCAAACCCCGUUGGUGGUACGAAAACCUCGUGCACGUUGGUGAUGCCCUGGCAAUGGGAGCUCAUCCCACCAAGUCUCCUGCCACGAACAGACAUCAUGAUGGAAAGACCCGCGGACCAGAUCGACCCAAAUUUCCCAGAAAACAAGCCCUUCCCUAACGCAGAAGAGAUCUACCAUGUUCCUGGUGUCGCUUUCCAGCGUUUGAGGCUCGACGCCAACUUGCUCAAGAGGCAGCGCGUUGACUGGAUACGCAUCGAGCGUAGGACAGAUUCUGGCGUCUUUGUUCAUCAAAAGGGCCUCAAAAGCUUUGUUCGUGCUGGCUGGAUGCGUCAAGCCAAUGGAAGGGUCGAGAAGCACGGCAGCUCCGUUCUGCUCACCUCUGGCGAAAACUCAGCCAUCCAGCAGCAUCAUCAAGACGCUGGCAUCGCAACCACGGGUGCCAACCCAAUCGCAACAGAAUGGAUCUUAAAGGGCUACGGCUCGUCUUUGCUCGCCAGACGCAUCGACAUCACCCUCAGUCAAUACUUGAUCGAGAACCUUGCCUCUUACACCCUCAACAGCAACGACGAGACCCAACAUACCACAGACCCAUCCUUCUCACCCUUCCUACACAUUUCGAACCGCGCAACCGGUGAUUCACGCUGGUAUCCGCAGCUUGCCAGCCCGCAGCUCAUCCGCAAGAUUCGCGCUGGAACCUACAUGGGCGAGCCAAUCACCUUCCCUCUCUCGCUUCAUGGUAACGCUCCCUUCAUGCCACCAGCUAGAGAAAGUGUCGACGAGAUGAGAGUGCAGCUCUGGUCUGAUCAGGCGCUGCUUGGACCCUCUCCGGUCAAGACGCAGAUUUCUAGAUCUCCUGUCGAGUCGAUCCGCUUGUCUGUCGACUGGAAGGCAUCAGCCGGGUCCAUCCUUUUGCGUUAUCGCUUCUUCCUAGCUGCUUGGCCUCUUGGUCUGCUGUCCAUCUGCAUCGGUCUAUCUUGGCUCGCCUGGGCGUCAAGCCUGGGCCAGACGGUCUUUCCGUCCCCAUUGACUUCAAUCAUGCAGCCGGAUUUUCGCACGCCUUUCCUCGGUCAGAAGGUCGACCCUCUACUAGGCCUUCUGGGAUGUCUGACGGGUGCUCUGCUAAUCAUCGACAGCGUUCGCCUUGCGCUGUACCAGUCUUUGCCAAGCGCGCAGUCACAAGGUCCAUCUUCAGCUUUGCUCGGCAUGGUGCUCGGAUUGAGCGACAACUCUUCCUCCGUUGGUCUGGUUCCCUGCUUCUUGGUAGUCUCGUACGCGGCAUUGCUCGUCAUUGUGGCAUCGAUCCAGGGAGUGUUCCAACUGGUCGCGGCGAUGGUAUUAAAAUUUGGUCUCGCUCGCAAAUUCAACUGGGUCGGUGCAGCAACAGCAAGCUCGGACCCUCUUCAAUGGAAUCGUCAGUCCGUUGCAGGUCUCGCACUCUUGCUCCUAUCAGUGGUGCUCUUCGUGCCACACCAGUUCAUCUUCCUCUGCAUCUUCUUGUUGCAGAUGCUCAACACACUUCGCGCGCAGUUAGAACUACGGACUGUCACCCCUGUCGCAGGAUUGUCUCGCGAAACGCGCCUCAGCCAGCAUCUGAGCAUCUUCAUUCUCCUUGUCUUCCUACUGCCUCAGAAAGCGAGCUUCUUGGUCACAUGGGUUCGCAACUUGACGUCGGUAGGUAUUACAACACCUGAGACCAUCGCUGCUUGGAUGGAUCAUAACGUAUUGGAUGUUGCACCUAUUGUGGUGCUGGUGUGGCUGAUGGCAGGAGGAAGGAUGCUCGAGCCGCCACGAAGCGGUGUGGAAGCAAAGGCGAUCGCGUUUGGUUUUGGCUUAGUGGGAUGGUACGCGCUCGUGUGGGGUAUCAGGUACACCUAUCGGACAUACGACGCCUUCAAUGUCCUUUGUGUAUUGCUGGCGUUCUGUCACUGGAGAUCCAGGCGCAGCGGUGGCAGUCGACCCACCCAUGGCGGUCACGACAGCAAAAACUCGGAUGAGAGGCUGGGUAUGCUCGAUGAAUACGACGGAGAAAGUGAGGGCAAUGGAAAGCCCGCUCGAGCGAACGAGGCCUACGAGUUGCGGUCUGGGUCCGGCUCUUCUCAGUUGCCGAUACACCAUCUCGCGUUACCUGCGCCCGUAGCCGCUGGCACCAACGCCGAUUCCACAGCUCUCUCCAAGCCCAAUUCUACAGAAGAUGCAACUCAAACGGCUACAAGAACCCCUACCUCCAAGCAGGAUAAUCUGGACACUCUGAUUGCCGUAUACCUCGAUACUCUCGACCAAUAUCAGCAGCUCCGUAGCGCCACAUCUGACCUCUUUCGUCGCGGAUACCUCAACCUCAGUCGUGCAAAGAUGGAGUACGGUCCAUCUCGUCUCAGCAGCAACUCGUAUGACUUGCGACUACUUCCGGAAAUUCGCGCCAUCAUUCGUGACGGCUCCUCGGAAUCGGAAUUGGCCGACAUCGCCGUUCAGAGGGCCAAACCAGACUACUCCCACCUCGUCGAAGACAAAGCUGUCUUGAUCGAGAACGAGCACGAAAAGGAUAUCACGGCAAGUGAAGGGUUAAGUUUGAGAAGAAGAACCGGACCGAACGAGCCAAGCGAGAAAGGAUUGGCAGUGGAUCACGUACAGAGGCAUGCUAAUUUGCCGAGAACCUCGUUUAACGAGGCCGGUGGGCGAAAUUCACCGCCGACAUCGGGGGGGUCAGCGGGUUCUGCAGCGGCGAAUUCGAAGAAAAACGAUGAUGCCAAGGGAGGCAAGAAGGCUGCUUUGCCAGAUGCAUUGCUGCAGUUUGGUGGGUUGCCGUCGAAGUCCUUGCGCGGUGCACAAGCUGAUUUGAUGCAGGCUCUGGACCAGACUCUUCGGAUACCGCCCUCGACUUUGCAGGCUUCCGAGGCUGCUGGGCUCGUGCAGUUGACUCGCCGACUAGAAAGCUUGGCGACGGCGAUCUCGGAGCUGCAAAGCUGA